Rotaria sordida is the source of this 228-nucleotide messenger RNA. Lineage: Eukaryota; Metazoa; Rotifera; Eurotatoria; Philodinida; Philodinidae. The record is from the annotation of a GenBank genome assembly.
AUGAGACAUCGUGAAUCAAUGACAAAUAAGAUGUGAUUGAAAUCAAAUAACCCAUUGUAUGCUCGUGGUGUAAUUCAACAAGUAACAUCAGCUCGUGGUGAAUUAAAUGAAUCAAUAAUGAUUCUUGAAAAUGUUAAAGCUGCUAUUGAUGAAGGUUUAGUUGGUGUACGACAAAAAGGAAGUGCUGAAUAUCGACAAAAAAAACUGAUAAAAAAAGAAAAAAAAUAA